Molecule: messenger RNA, 744 nt
Organism: Hevea brasiliensis (rubber tree)
Lineage: Eukaryota; Viridiplantae; Streptophyta; Magnoliopsida; Malpighiales; Euphorbiaceae
Exons: 3
Coding region: 1-744 (247 amino acids)
Molecular function (GO): serine-type endopeptidase inhibitor activity
Source: RefSeq, a predicted model, not a curated record
AUGGAAGCAUCCUUCACUACAACGAAGUUGGUUGAAAGUAAAGAAGAAUGGGACUUGACGGCUACAAACUUCUUUCAAGAAGUUCCUUUGGAAGAAGAAAUUGACUUUGAUGAAGCAAGAAUUCAUGAGCUGUAUUCAAGUCCAAGCAUUGAUGAGGUAGCUUUAAGCUUAUUCAUGAAAGAAGACAAGGAAUUCACUUUUGCAUUGACAUCAAUUGAGGAAUUUGAUCAUGCAGAACAGGACGAAGCAUUGAAAGAAAGAUUUAAGGAGAAAAUAAGGAGAGAACCGUCCUUGGUGGCCAGUCCUGUGGCCCUGUAUAGUGCUGUUUAUUUUCCUCAAGUCUUCAUGACUCGGAGAAUACUGAAUAGCUUAAUAGGGUUACGGGACUUGAGCAACGGAUGGCAAUACCUUAAUUCUGAUUCCAGAUUGUUAAAUAAGCGUUGCGAUCUUCAGCAAGUGGAACUUUCUGUGAUGUAUAUUCCCAAGUUGAAGUUCUCCUAUGAGAUAAAUACUAAGAAAAUUAUGAAAGAAUUGGGAUUGACCAAGAUUUUUGAGAACAGCCGGGAGAUUACAGAGAUUGUUGAUAGUCCAGAGCUUUAUGUCUCGGAUGCAAUUCACAAGUCUUAUAUUGAAGUAAACGAGGAAGGUACAAUUGCAACAGCAGUCACUGUCUUUGGUUGUGCUUGUGGCACUGCAUUACCUAUGUUUCCUCCACCAAGUUUAGAUGCUGAUCAUCCUUGUUGA